Molecule: messenger RNA, 951 nt
Organism: Mitosporidium daphniae
Lineage: Eukaryota; Fungi; Microsporidia
Exons: 3
Coding region: 1-951 (316 amino acids)
Biological process (GO): protein phosphorylation
Molecular function (GO): ATP binding; protein kinase activity
Source: RefSeq, a predicted model, not a curated record
AUGUCUCCUAAAGCUAACUUUUUUGAUUCAUCCAAUUUUUCGCAUCAUAUCGCGCCAGCCCACGCUGACGACAAUACCAGCCACACCAACGAAGAUUAUUUUCUAUCAAAAUUUGACAUACUGGAGUCCAUCGGCUCUGGCUCGUUUGCAGAAGUUUACAAGGUUUGUAAGGUAGAUGAUGAAUCCAGCAUUUCAUGUGUGAAAAAAAGCAAAAGCCCAUAUUCAGGGAAUCUCGACAGGUACGCACACACAUCUCAUCAUCCUUGUAGGAGGAUGAAACUCGAAGAGAUACUGGCAUUAUGGGCGAUCUCCGGGCACCCAAACUGCAUUCAGAUCCUUUCGGCCUGGGAACAAAGCGGCAUCCUUUACAUUGAAACCGAAUUUUGUCCCAAUGGGAGUCUUUUGGAUUUGAUCAACGAAUAUUCUGGCAGUCAAUUUGAUGAAGAAGAAAUCUGGGACCUGAUAGAGCAACUAUCAAAGGCCCUCUCACACAUCCAUUCCAAAGGCUACAUCCACCUCGAUCUGAAGCCUGAAAAUAUCCUGUUAAGUAGCGGGGCUUUAUCAUCCAAAUUCACAUACAAGGUGUCUGAUCUUGGCCUGGCAAGAAAGUAUCUUUACGAAUCAACGGAUUCCCAUUCUCAGCAGCUGAUUUCAGAUGACAUCACAGAGGGCGAUAAAGUAUACUUGGCUCCUGAAAUCUUAUCCGGCGCUAUUUCUCCUGCCGCUGACAUUUUCAGUAUGGGGUUGAUUGCUUUAGAGCUUGCAGCCAAUAUUGAGCUGCCCAGCCAAGGUGACUCGUGGCAAUUACUUAGAAGCCACUCUCCGUUGAAUGGAAUCUCUAUGAGCGGGGUGUCAAGAAACCUUCAGUCUCUGAUUGAGGACAUGCUUAGCCUUGAUCAGAAUCUGAGGCCCUCAAUACCCGCCAUCAUAAAGAUCAUUUCCAGUCGAUGA